Messenger RNA from Psilocybe cubensis, 672 nucleotides. RefSeq lists its product as uncharacterized. Gene Ontology annotation, molecular function: iron ion binding; procollagen-proline 4-dioxygenase activity; L-ascorbic acid binding. The transcript is spliced from 6 exons. Gene Ontology annotation, biological process: peptidyl-proline hydroxylation to 4-hydroxy-L-proline. Gene Ontology annotation, cellular component: endoplasmic reticulum. NCBI's taxonomy places the organism in Eukaryota, Fungi, Basidiomycota, Agaricomycetes, Agaricales, Agrocybaceae. The record is from RefSeq and is a predicted model, not a curated record. Bases 1 to 672 code for a protein of 223 amino acids.
AUGCCCAAGAACAACACAAACACACCCCGCUUUCCGGUUCUCGCCCCGAAGCACGACCUCCAAUGCACCCCUGUUCUCCAGGACCAGAUCAUCGUCAUAGAGCAUUUCUUCUCGCCUGCCGAGUGCAAGGCAUUUGUCAAAUUCAUUGAUGGUCUUCCCCUCGAACUCACACCACCCAAGAAGCGAGGAGAGGCAGAGCGUGUAAAUCACCGUUUUGCCAUAACUUCCUCAGACUUUGCAGCCAAAUUGCACGAGCUACUUUUGCCCCAUCUUCCCUCUUUUCCAUAUCCAUCGUCGGUCAAAAAGCCACCCCCACUAAAUGGCCCUCGCCUGCCCCAAUUUUGUAACUCAAAUAUCCGGUUGUACAAGUAUUCCCCCUCGCAGUAUUUUGGGCCACAUUACGACGAUUCGGUUCGAGACCCUAUGACCGGGGCAAAGUCAGAGUGGACACUGCUUAUUUAUCUCACAGGAGAAGAAGAUGGUGUAGAAGGAGGCGAGACGUUAUUCUACCACGAGCAAAGAGGCAAGCCUCGCGAGGUUAUCAGCCCACCUUUGAAGCGAGGCACUGCCCUUUUGCAUCGUCAUGGUCAAGAAUGCAUGCUUCACGAAGGAUCGCUCGUUCGAAGUGGCAUAAAGUACGUCCUGAGAUCCGACUUGAUGUUCACCAAAUAG